CGCAGGACGGGUGUGUGAGGAGUACGCGUCUGGCAGAAAGAUGCCGUCCCGGGUGGAGGAUUAUGAGCUACUAUACACUAUAGGCACCGGAUCUUACGGAAAGUGUCAGAAAAUUCGCAGGAAAGCGGAUGGGAAGAGGGUGGUGUGGAAAGAGAGAGAUGAAUAUUUGGUAAAUGUCACAUUCACUGAUUUUAUAAAUAGUCCCCUUUUGUAAAACCUGCUGCGGGAAUUAAGACAUCCAAAUAUUGUCCGUUACUUUGACCGCAUAAUUGAUCGGACUAACACAACCCUGUACAUUGUGAUGGAGUAUUGUGAAGGAGGGGACCUAGCCAGUCUUAUUGCCCAAUGCACUAAGGAAAGGCAGUACCUAGAAGAAGACUUCAUAUUGCAUGUAUUUGUUCAGCUUGCCUUGGCUCUAAAAGACUGUCACAGAAGGAGUGAUGGGGGUCACACUGUUCUCCAUCGAGACCUGAAACCGGCCAACAUAUUUCUAGAUGCCAAGAGGAAUGUAAAACUUGGAGACUUUGGGUUAGCACGAAUAUUGCACCAUGAUACCAGUUUUGCUAAAACAUUUGUUGGUACUCCUUACUACAUGUCGCCUGAGCAGAUGAAUAGAAUGUCUUACAAUGAGAAGUCUGAUAUAUGGUCAUUGGGCUGUCUUCUCUAUGAACUAUGUGCUCUCUCGCCACCGUUUACUGCUUAUAAUCAGAAAGAGCUGGCGGAAAAGAUCAAAAUAGGGAAGUUUAGACGGAUCCCAUAUCGCUAUUCAGAAGAGCUGAACCAAAUUAUUACACAAAUGUUGAACCUGAAGGACUAUUUGAGACCAUCCAUUGAAGAGAUUCUGCAGAGUGUUCUGUUAUCGGACGUUGUGGUGGAAGAACAAAACAGAAUAUCUGAGAGAAAAGUCAGGAAAUCUGCUGAUCCGGAGCGGGUGCAUCCUCCAGAUCCUACGCUGUCUGAUCUCCGAUUAAAGGAACAGCAAUUGUUGGCGCGGGAAAAGGCGUUGACAGAGAGAGAAGAUCGGCUUGAGCAGCGCGAAAGAGAGUUGUGUGUACGGGAGAGGCUAGCAGAAGAUAAACUCUCAAGGGCUGAAAGCUUGAUGAAGAACUUCAAUUUGCUGAAGGAGCAGCGCAUCUAUGGAGCUGCCAUGGAGAAUGGUCUAGAUCUCGGAUCUUCCAUAAGGAGUAAGAAGAAUGCCCACUUUGGCACUGAAAGUAAAGAGAACCGUAGUAGUGGGGGUAAACCGCCCCCUACUCACGAGAAGUGCAUAGAGUUAAAGCAGCGGCUGCAAGCUGCCAAUAUACGUGCCCAGGCCCUGAGUGAGCUGGAGAAGAACUAUCAGUUGAAAAGCCGGCAGAUACUUGGAAUGCGCUGAGAGAUGCUGGACCUCUGUGGAUGUUAGAUACUGUUUUUAUACUAGGGUGGUCAGCCCACGUUAUUUAUCAAAUUAAUAUAUACCUAUUCGAAUGGUAAUUCCAGUUGCGCAUACUAAUUGGUUAGUU
Molecule: messenger RNA, 1502 nt
Organism: Nanorana parkeri
Lineage: Eukaryota; Metazoa; Chordata; Amphibia; Anura; Dicroglossidae
Gene: NEK2
Product: NIMA related kinase 2
Exons: 10
Biological process (GO): protein phosphorylation
Molecular function (GO): ATP binding; protein kinase activity
Source: RefSeq, a predicted model, not a curated record